UGACAGACGAAUGAAUCGCUAGUGUUCCGUUCAGUUGCAGAAACGAGUCAACUUCGGCUCGCUGUCAUUCUCUCAUCUCGAGCUAGACAGCGGACUUUUUGCAGAUCAAAUGUUAUUUUAGGACGGGCUGAGGACAAGAAAGAAGAUCGCUGUCAAGACGAGAGUAACUUGAGGAAUGGCUUCAUCUAAGUGUACGAGUCUAAGCGGCGCGCUGAUCAGACAGUUACUGGACUCGGUGGACAGUGUGCUGUUUGACUGCGAUGGCGUGAUAUGGCGAGGGGACCAGGCCAUCCCCGGAGCCCCUGAGGUUAUCAAUUCAUUGAAGAAAAACGGAAAGCGGGUGUUUUUUGUCACGAACAACAGCACGAAAACCCGAAAAAUGUACGCGGAUAAAUUAGGCAAGCUCGGGUUCGAUGCCACCGCGGACGAGGUGUUCGGGACGGCGUACUGCUCGGCGAUGUACCUCAAAAAUGUGUGUAAACUCGACGGAAAAGUCUAUUUAAUUGGGAGCAACGCGAUGAAGCAGGAGCUCGAGGAGGUGGGAAUCCAGCCGGUCGGUGUGGGGCCUGACCCCAUCUCUGGAGUUCAAAUCGACUGGGCGAAUGUUCCUCUCGAUAAGGAGGUCCAAGCUGUACUGGUCGGGUUUGAUGAGCAUUUCAGUUACAUGAAGCUCAACAGAGCUCUGCAGUACUUGUGUAACCCCGACUGUCAGUUCGUGGGCACUAACACGGACACGAGGCUGCCUCUGGAGGGAGGCAAAGCGGUCCCCGGGACAGGGUGCCUCCUACGGGCAGUAGAGACCGCUGCACAACGCCAAGCUCAAGUGGUGGGAAAACCCAAUAGCUUCAUGUUCAAGUGUGUGGCCAGCCAGUUCGACCUGGACCCUCAGAAGUGUCUGAUGGUCGGAGAUAGACUGGACACUGACAUCAUGCUAGGGUCAAACUGUGGCAUGAAGACCCUGCUGACCCUUACAGGAGUUUCUACCAUAGCAGAAGCCGAGGCAAACCAGAAGAGCGAAUGUCCACAUCGCCAAAGAAUGGUGCCUGACUACUAUGUAGACAGCAUUGCUGAUAUUUUACCUGCACUACAGGCUUAGUCAGAAUUUACUUGAGAUUGACCUACUUUAGUAGAGAAUAUUUAUCAAUAUAUGGGUGUCAGUGUGGAACAAAAUAACCUAUUUUAAUAUUACAGUUUAACAGAAAUUGUAUGUUUUUUCACAAAUAUGCAGUGUGACUUACUAUCAAGGCUUCUUUUUAAACUGGCCUACCUCUUUUUUUGAAUAUCCCACUGUUUUUAAAGUUAAUAUAAGGGCUAUAUGUCAGUGUUAUUGUUUGUUUUAUUGUUUUAUUUUGUUUAAAAAAAUAAUUUGUGACAUUUGUAAUGUGUUUUCUGAUCAGUAACAAUCGGGUUCUACAAAACAUGACCCUCAAAAUUGUGCUGUUUGUUUUUAUUUUAUUAGAAGUACUUGUUCAACUCUACUGUUAAUUCACUUUACUUGUAACAUAAGUGAGAAAAUGUUAUACAUUUUUGUAAUUAUUAUAUUUUGCACUUAAAUAAUAGCUUUGUCGUCACUCUUUAACCCAUCAACCUGGUAGGAUUUUACUUCUCACUGCGGUUUGAACAAAGUGUUCAUCUGACUGAUCAAAUAAAAAUGAAUUAUUAAUUAAAA
Messenger RNA from Rhinichthys klamathensis goyatoka, 1669 nucleotides. It is a transcript of the gene pgp, whose product is annotated as phosphoglycolate phosphatase. Gene Ontology annotation, cellular component: cytoplasm. The record is from RefSeq and is a predicted model, not a curated record. NCBI's taxonomy places the organism in Eukaryota, Metazoa, Chordata, Actinopteri, Cypriniformes, Leuciscidae. Gene Ontology annotation, molecular function: sn-glycerol 3-phosphatase activity. The coding region runs from base 176 to 1096 and encodes 306 amino acids. The transcript is spliced from 2 exons.